Messenger RNA from Fomitopsis serialis, 3113 nucleotides. RefSeq lists its product as uncharacterized. NCBI's taxonomy places the organism in Eukaryota, Fungi, Basidiomycota, Agaricomycetes, Polyporales, Fomitopsidaceae. The record is from RefSeq and is a predicted model, not a curated record. The transcript is spliced from 5 exons. Bases 223 to 3018 code for a protein of 931 amino acids.
UGGCAUGCCGAAACACGGAGUGGUCGAGGCGAACCAGGGCGGAGAUGUAGACAUUGCAGCUUGCGCGCGCUGUAUACUCAUACAUGAGUGCUCUCUCUUGUUAUGGAGCAUGAUGUUACCUUUCAGAACAAUGUUCAAUGCAGAAAGCUGAACCAUGAACGCCCAUAGACUGCCCACGCCCAAGUACGUCGUCACAGCAAUGCACCUGACAAACCGUUCCACAUGAGCGAAUGCCCUGAAUCGCUCAAAUUAUGGGCCGAUCCCUACAUCAAGUUGCUCCGGACAGUGGCACCCUACUACCACCUCUUCCCAGAGCCUCAGCUUCAGGCUCGUUUGCGUGCCCUCCUGCAGGCGAUUGACGUCGAUCCGCCUCGGAAGCAGACAGCGCAACAUCUGCCACCUCAUGGUAUUUCACCGCAUCCAACGGACAGAGUAGCACAUUCAGCCUCACCUGUGAAUCGUCUAUCGGCCCCGGUCGUUCCGGGACCGUUGAUCGCAGCACAUCCAACGGGGACUUCGAACUCGAGUGCAGUGGAGCUAGGGACGCCUCAACUCUCACUCUCGCGGGACAGACAUGCCAUUCCGCCCGUUUCCAUUCAUGUCCUGCCUUCUUCGCUGAGGCAGGAACCCCAGCAGACUCCGCCCGCGUUCUCGCCGGGGCUCUCCACCCCUACCCUGUCCGCACCGACGGCCAACGGCAGCGUGCGUUCUCCAAGCAUAGGCGUGCCAGCAGUCGAGCCUACCCCCUCGACACCAAUAGCUGGGCCCUCAACAGUCCCGGCCACCGAGUCGAUCUCCGCGCCCCCAAAGCGGAAAGCGAAGAAGAAAAAGAAACGGCUGACUGAGGACGACUUCAUCUUGGCCGACCUGGCGGACUGGGAGUCUGCCAAGGCGAACAAGACCGGGCAGCCCGCCUCGCCGUCGAUCGCGAGCGCCGUGUCCGCGGGCAAGGCGGAAUCUACGCCGAGCGUACACGCCGAUCCUCAGACACCGAGGGAAGGGUCUGUACCGGGCCCCUCUGGCUCGAGGACUAGCGGUACGGCAACCGCGAGCGCAUUCGAGCAUCUAGAAGCCCCUACAUCAAAUGGAGCGACCGUCGCUCCAGCAUCUUCGACUGCUGCUCCUGAAGCAGCCGCAUCAAAGCAAUCGACGCCUGUUCCCGCGGCCCCGGCAGAGACAACCUCUGUUACUGCUACAUCUGCAGCGGAACCAGCGCCGUCAAUCCCAGCGGUACCAGCUGCCUUUCCCCCGGGCAAACCAGCGGAACUCGACCUUCGCGCACAGGCCACUUCCCCAGGCUCGCCGAAGUCAUCCAAGAAAAAGAGGCCGUCGCAAGAGUUGCAUGUCGUCUCGGGGAACAUGCCUCCUACGAACAUGCCCGUAAAGAGGAAGAAGCACUCACCCGGGCUGAUGGUCUUCCGCGUGGAUCCGCAGCCGACCGGGGCGCAGCCGGGUUUGCUACCAACAAAUGGCAGCGCGCCCGAGGCUGCUAUUGGGAAGGAACAGGCAAGACAAAGGGACGGAGAUGUGCCACACCCCGGGGUAGCGGGGAUGGAUGUCGUUAUGGAGGACAGGGAUGAAGCACCGCUCAGAGAGUCAAAGCCAGCCUUCACCAACUUGGCGGAUCCUCAGGUGGUGGAGGAGACUUCCGGUACACUGCAAGGGCAGGAAUCGCGACAAGAGAAUGCUGGCCAGGUGCAAUCGACUUCUUCCUCGUCUGCGACGGCUUCCCUGCCUGAACAUGCAUCGGAAGACGUGGUUAUGGAUGACCUGGUGCACAGUCCCGAAGUGGACCAAGCGGGAUGGAAUGCCGAGCCCAUGGAGCUCGAUAGCAGCCCAGCUGUUGAAGUUCCUGCAGGAACGACAGAAGAGGUUGCCAUGGACAUAGUGAGAGAGCCCGCACCGAGUCAAAGCAACGAUAGCCAGCCAUGGGCAACUUCUACCGGUGGGUCCUCGCCUCCACCAACCGACAAACCUCGUGUCGGUGUAGUCAGCUCUGAGGGGCCGGCGCGUGCCGCGGGCCACCCGCAGCUGGAAGGCGCGGUGGCCUAUAAAGCGGAGGGCACAAGCAUGGACGUGGACACUCAGCCAGCUGCAACCACACUACAGUUCACUAUGUCGUCCAACUCAACCGAACCCUCGCCAUCGACGGACCGUCCGUACGAAGGUGUCAUCCGGGAGCUAGCUGAUAAGAAGGGGAUGUCCGGUAACAUCGCCUUGAGGAUCGUCGACGCUGUGGCCGAAGAACCACAGUUGGAAGCUAACAACUUCCACCUGGCACCAGCGGAGUGGUCGACGGAAACUCGCUCUUCAAGCCCGAGCGACUCCAAUGACGAGUUGAGCGCGCCCUCGCUCGAGGAGCCCGUCGUGCCUCGUAAACGGUCGCGUUCCCAGUUACAACAACCGGAAGGCGUCGAUCAGGACGUGAGUCGAAAACGAAGGACCGAGUCGCCUUCACCGACGCCGGCACCCACCACGGCCACGGUCGACCACCCAGUCCCAGCAGCGCCGUCCACUGAGCAACUACUCGAAGAACCGGCUCCCACUGCUGACCAACCUAUUCCGCAACAAGUUCCUACCGUUCAACAACCUCUUCCAGGACCGACCGAGGAUCAUCCUGUCGUAGAACAAGGCGUUGCUGCAGCUGUCUUGGCGGACGCUGACACAAAGCAAGACGCGCCUUUUGCGGACAAAGCUGGCGAGCAGACAACAGAGCUCCAAUUCCGUGUGCCUGACGACGCCGAGGUCCAAGCGCCACAACAACAGGACAUCGAUAAAGAGGAGGGCGAGGCAGACGAGUCUGAGGAACCGCCCGUCACUUUGGCCAAUAUACCUCCGGAGGAAGGGGAGAUACGGAUGCCUACCCCGACACCGCCGCCGGCCACAGCGCAGCCUAUCCCGAUACCCCCGGUCGAUCUAAACAGCCCACUUGCGUAUUCUGAGCUACGCGUCCUCGACUGUCGGCGCGGAUCAGAUGAGAAUGAAGUGGUUUCGAGUUCGACGUCGACGCUGAGCUGAUGGCGACUGUGUCGCGAUGGGUUGGACGUUACAAGUCUACCGACGACGUGUCGAGGGAUAGAUGUGUUUCACUUUCCUGCUAUCCCUUCAACGAC